Molecule: messenger RNA, 2247 nt
Organism: Salmo salar (Atlantic salmon)
Lineage: Eukaryota; Metazoa; Chordata; Actinopteri; Salmoniformes; Salmonidae
Source: RefSeq, a predicted model, not a curated record
GUCAAAGCUCCUAUUGGUGUGUCCUUAAAUUGUGGGCGGAGACACGACCCUAUAAAUAAAAGCGAGUGGUUGACGCUGUAAGACAUUUUACAGUGUGGAGAGCGGUAGGAACAUAUACCUGCCUGGUGCUGACUCUACUUAAACAGGCAAAAAAGAAAACCUUCCCGAACAUGAGUAAGGACACCGAGGUCGAUAUGAAGGAUGUUGAGUUGAACGAGUUGGACCAGGAGAAACUACCGAUGACCGGAGACGGACCGGGGGCUGAGAAGAACGGAAACUUGAAGCAGAAAGUACCGGAGGAGGAUGUUAAGUUUACCGGGCUGUCGAAGGAAGAGCUCAUGAAAGUCGCUGGCACACCCGGGUGGGUGAGGACACGCUGGCUGCUCCUGGUCUUGUUCUGGUUGGGCUGGGUGGGGAUGCUUGCUGGGGCCAUAGUGAUCAUUGUACAGGCCCCCAGGUGUAAACCCAUACCUGAGAUGAACUGGUGGAAUCAGGGUCCUCUCUAUCAGAUCGCUGACCUAAACGCGUUCAACCACGACAAGGGAAUCGAAGGUGUAGUUAAGGUACUAGACAGUCUGAACCAGUUGAAGGUGAAGGGCUUGGUUCUGGGGCCUCUUCACACAGUCCAGCAGGACCAAGCAGACACUCUAGACCUGGUCUCUAUGAACCCCGUGCUCGGAACUGACCAGGACCUGCUGGUUCUGCUGGACAAGGCCCACAAGAAGGGUAUCUCUGUGGUGUUGAAUCUGACCCCUAACCCUGGAGCUGACCCCUGGUUCAGUUCUAACCACUUGCCUAAAGUACUGGACAAACUCAGGGAUGCUGCUGAACACUGGCUGGGGAUGGGCGUGGACGGGGUGCAGGUGUCCGGCCUCGCUGCUGCCAGCGCCUCUUCUGGUUGGUCCAAGUUCCAGGGUGUCGUCCAGGGCAACAGGACAGAGAUGGACGUGAAGAAGAGAGCUGUAAUAGGAGUGGUUGAUGAUCAGGACUCCUCUGCCGUCUCUCAACUUCUCAAUACUUCUGGUGUGGAUCUGAUACUGUCUGAUGUCCUUAACAAGGCAAACUCUGGUAUUGAGAGAGCGAAGUCCAUCCACGACCUGGUCUCUACCCAGAAACAGAGCUCUCUAGCCUGGGGGCUAGGAGGCACUUCGGGGAACCAUUUGGCUUCAGUGGUGGAGAAACCAGAACUGGUACGACUUUACCAACUAAUGCUUUUCACACUGCCUGGAACACCUGUCUUCAACUACGGAGAUGAGUUGGGGCUAGUGGACCAGGGCUCCACCUCUCCUAAGAUGCUGUGGGACACUGAGGAAGAGGUUGCUGAAGGAACUGUGAAGAACGAGACAGCUGAGACCUACGUGUUGUGUGCCCAGAAGACUCAUCGUCUGACAUGUCGUUCGUGGUUUAAGACCCUCUCUGAUCUGAGGGGUAAAGAACGUUCCCUCCUUCACGGGGACUACUUCCACCUCCACUCCUCCUCCUCAUCCCUUGCUUUCCUGCGUCUGUGGGACCAGAGCGAGCGAUACCUGACAGCCGUUAACUGGGGCUCCGCCUCCUUAACCAUGGUCCUCAACAACACAGAGCUGAGCCUUCCGGAGCAGGCUACAGUGAAGCUAAGUACAGACCCUGAGAACCUGGCUGCGGACAGCUCUGUCUCGCUGGAUAAACUACUGCUGGGACCUGGACAAGCUGUCCUAUUGACCUUCCCCUUCGCUUAGGAGGGGCUAGAAUAGAAACCAGGACUAGAACAGGACAGAAUAAGAAACUACUAAACAUAACUUUAACACCAUGAACAAAGGGAGAAUGCAGAGAAUGUUUUAGAUCACAGAAAACAAGCAGAAGAAAUAUAUAUAGAAUGGAACAACAGUUUUAGCCAGUGCUUAAAAAUAUAAAAUGUUUGUCCAGAAUGAGUAUUUCCAACUGUUCAAAUAUUCCAGUUCAGAUUUGAUCAAAUGUUUUUGUUGGCCGUUUGAAAACGUUUAAAACAAACUUUUUAGUUCAGUUUUUUAUUUUUUUAAGUUGUUUUAUGACAUCUUGAGUUGAACUGUUGAAGUGGGAAAAUAUCAGUUUGAAUUUUGAAAAAAAAAAAUGUUAUUUUUUUCAAUCUGUUUUUUCCAUCCAGUGGAAUAGAAUUGUCAUUCAGAUGCUAGUAUUGGAAAAGCUCCCUAUUGCCUAGAUAUUGUUCUGACUAAAACUUGAAAAGAGUAAAAUAAAAGUCCUGCAUAAUAUUGCCUGGUGACAAUCAAA